GGAGUGUGUAUAAAAGACACCAGGAGAGCCAGAAAGCCACUUAGCUGCAAACUCCUGGGAACAGUCCACGCUGAGGUCUCCAGGUUCUGGGCACAACUCCAGGUUUAUAGCUCAGUUCUCUCCGCCAUGAACCUCAGACCCAGGGCCACCUCUGCUCCUGUCUUACAGGUGUUGCUGCAGCUGUCACUGCUCCUGACUGCGAUGGUUCCCUUCACCCUCGGAGAAGGAAAUAGAAACUUAGAGGAAGCUGAAGUUUCUAUCCCAGCUGGAAGUGUGCAAGAGGAGCGCUAUGCUAAACUUCGCUGCAUGUGUACACAGACCACCUCUGGCAUUCAUCCCAGGAACAUCCAAACUUUGAAGAUGUUCAAGGCAGGAACCCAUUGCCCCAAUGUUGAAGUGAUAGCCACACUGAAGAAUGGGAAGAAGAUCUGCCUGGAUCCAAACGCUCCCAUGAUCAAGAAGAUAAUCCAGAAAAUUUUGGAAGGUGUUUCUAUCCCAGCUGGAAGUGUGCAAGAGGAGCGCUAUGCAGAACUUCGCUGCACGUGUAUACAGACCACCUCUGGCAUUCAUCCCAAGAACAUCCAAACUUUGAAGAUGUUCAAGGCAGGACCCCAUUGCCCCAAUAUUGAACUGAUAGCCACGCUGAAGAAUGGGAAGAAGAUCUGCCUGGAUCCAAACGCUCCCAUGAUCAAGAAGAUAAUCCAGAAAAUUUUGGAAGGUGAUGAGUCAGCUGCUUAAUCUAUUUACUUUCUGUCAAUUUUUUUUUUAAUCUCCCUAGAGUAGUAGGAGUUUGCAGCCUUAUCUUUCUGCAGUUUUUCUUUAUCCAGAAUACCUAGUCAUGCUGUAUUAAAUGCGGAUAUGUUUCCCA
Messenger RNA from Pipistrellus kuhlii (Kuhl's pipistrelle), 868 nucleotides. RefSeq names its product pro-platelet basic protein (gene PPBP). The transcript is spliced from 5 exons. The coding region runs from base 127 to 738 and encodes 203 amino acids. Gene Ontology annotation, cellular component: extracellular region. Gene Ontology annotation, biological process: chemokine-mediated signaling pathway; cellular response to lipopolysaccharide; neutrophil chemotaxis. The record is from RefSeq and is a predicted model, not a curated record. NCBI's taxonomy places the organism in Eukaryota, Metazoa, Chordata, Mammalia, Chiroptera, Vespertilionidae. Gene Ontology annotation, molecular function: CXCR chemokine receptor binding; chemokine activity.